Salvia splendens (bonfire salvia) is the source of this 1910-nucleotide messenger RNA. Its product is annotated as WEB family protein At2g38370. Gene Ontology annotation, cellular component: cytosol. Lineage: Eukaryota; Viridiplantae; Streptophyta; Magnoliopsida; Lamiales; Lamiaceae. The transcript is spliced from 2 exons. Gene Ontology annotation, biological process: chloroplast accumulation movement; chloroplast avoidance movement. The record is from RefSeq and is a predicted model, not a curated record. Bases 101 to 1687 code for a protein of 528 amino acids.
AACUCACUCCACUCCUUCUCCUCUCUCUCUCACUCUUGCAAAUACUCAAACACAUUGCAAACAACGCCUAAAUCCCCAUAAACAAUUGAAUUACGUCGAAAUGGCCACCGAAAAUCCACAGAUUCCAGAAGCCUAUAAUUCGGGCCGGGCCGAAAUCGACACUUCUGCUCCGUUCGAAUCGGUGAAGGAGGCGGUGAACCGCUUCGGCGGCAUGGGAUUUUGGAAUCCCAAUUCUCAACAUUCCUCCCAGCAUGAGAGAGAAGUGGUUGUUGAUGUUGUCAAUCUGGAGGAACAAACUGCACAACUCGAAAGAGAUCUUUUUAUGAAGGAGUGGGAGACGCUCGAUGUCUUGAAGGAACUCGAAUCGACCAAGAACGUAGUUGAGGAGUUGAAACUGAAGCUGCAGAAGGAGACGUCCUGGAUCAACGCAGAAUCAGCAAGUGAAGCGAAGAAUCGAGCUGUUGAAGUGACUGGACACGAAGGAAGACACAAAAAGGAUGAGAUUGGCAUUGGUGGUGUGGGCUUGUGCCCCUCGGAAGCUCCCGGUUUCAUUCUCUUGGAGCUGAAACAGGCAAAGCUGAACCUAAUGCGGACGACUACUGAUCUUGCUGACAUCAGAGCCGCAGUUGAUGCAUACAGCAAGAAAAUCGAGAGGGAGAGGGCGUCCCUUGAGAGGACCCGUCAGAGGCUGUCUUCAAACACUUUGAAAAUCUCGUGUUUUGAGGAGGAGCUAAACCAGAAGAGGCAGAAGCUCGAGGAGGUCAUAGAUGGCGACGUUCAUGACCCCAUAAACAUCACGCAGAAGCUGAGUUCGGAGACGGAUCAGUUCAAGAAGGUUGGGGAGGCUGCUAGGACGCAAAUCCAAAGGGCGUUGUCCGAGAUCGAGCAAACCAAGGCUCGGAUUAGGACAGCAGAGGUCAGGCUGAUAGCGGCCAAGAAGAUGAAACAAGCUGCACGAGCGUCUGAAGCCGUUGCUUUUGCUGAAAUGAAGGCACUCUCCUGCUCUGAUGUAACCCUCACGUUCGAGGAAUACUCCUCCUUGAUCUCCAAAGUACAAGAAGCUGACUCGGCCAGCAAGGGCAGUGUCGCGGGAAAAACGCUCCUGGUUGAGGAAACAUACGCGUCGAAGACAGAAAUCUUGAAAAAAGUCGAGGAAGCAACAGAGGAAGUGAAGACAAGCAAGAAGGCUUUGGAAGAGGCACUGAACCGAGUGGAGACAGCCAAUCAAGGGAAGCUAGCACUGGACGAGGCACUUCGCUUGUUGAGAUCAGAGCAAGGCCUCAAACAGCGCUCUGUCCACAACUCCACCAAGUUCAAGAAUCCGUCGCUGAGGAGGAAAGACUCCUACCGUCUUGAUGUCAAUGGCACGGGACUAGUCAGCAAUGGGCUCAAGCACGUGCUGAGGCCGACUCCCUCAAUCGGUCAGAUACUGAGCAGGAAACUGCUGCUGACCGAGGACUACAACAAUGGAGCGCAAGCCGGGAAACGCAAGGUUUCGCUGGGGCAAAUGCUGAGCAAGCCAAGUAGUGAUCAGAGUUCUUCAAGGAAAUGUGGGAAGGAAAACAAAGAAGUGGCUACAAAGAGGAAGAAGUUUGGGUUUGCUCGGAUCUCCCUCCUAGUGGCCAAGCAAAGCAAGAAGAAGAAGGGCAACGGAGCUGCAGGUUCGAUGCUUCAAGGCUGCGUGUGAACGCGAUGAUCAUGGCCGACCAACUAACUUAGUGUGGCUAUUGAUAUGUAUGAAAUAGUUAGAGAUAUGUUGGGAAGGAGGGAAAGUAUGUGAUUUUUUAGGUAAUCUGUGGUUGAAUCUUUGAUUGUAUGUAUUUAUGUGCGCUAGUUGUACUACGACCAACGUAAUUUUUUAUGGCAUCACUGAUUCUUAUAUUCCUAGUGAACAUAUAUUUUUUUCGUUA